Molecule: messenger RNA, 1612 nt
Organism: Stegostoma tigrinum
Lineage: Eukaryota; Metazoa; Chordata; Chondrichthyes; Orectolobiformes; Stegostomatidae
Gene: ube2e3
Product: ubiquitin-conjugating enzyme E2E 3 (UBC4/5 homolog, yeast)
Exons: 6
Coding region: 419-1078 (219 amino acids)
Biological process (GO): protein polyubiquitination
Cellular component (GO): nucleus
Molecular function (GO): ubiquitin conjugating enzyme activity
Source: RefSeq, a predicted model, not a curated record
UGACCACAUGUAAACAAAUUAUGAUCGGCUGCGAACCGCAUGCCACAUCUGCACACCUCUGCGAUUAAACAGGUCGUGAAAAUCCGCUCACCUCUUCGGUUGUCGACUCAAAUCGCAAAGGAUCGCCACGGCGGGACGUAAAAAAGAAGUUAACUCAGGCCGGACUCGCUUUUGAGUCUUUGUGUUGAGAAGAUCGAUCGACCCGGUGAACGCGAAUAAACGUACACCGUUUCCAAGAUAGAUUGAGAACCGAUUGCCGCCCUCCCCAUAUCAACAGGACCCGCGCCCCCAACUGUGCCUUCUUCCCAAAACAGAUCUUCUUGAGUGAAAGAGAACGAGAUGCGAGUUCCAAGUGGACGUGGUUCUUGGAAGUCCGAGCGGUAAUCGUUGUCUUUAUUGUUUUUGACCAGCAUGUGGUAUGAUGUGGUCCGGGGAAGCGGCCGCCGUUUCGAGUGCAGGGAAGAUGUCCAGCGACAGGCAGAGGUCUGACGACGAGAGUCCGAGCACAAGCAGUGGGAGCUCGGAUGCCGACCAGCGUGACAACCCGCAAGAAGAGAGGAAAGAGCCAUCCUCUCAGCAACAACCGAAAAAGAAAGACCCCAAGGUAUCCAGCAAAACCACAGCCAAACUCUCCACCAGUGCUAAAAGAAUUCAAAAGGAAUUAGCAGAAAUCACAUUGGAUCCGCCUCCAAACUGCAGUGCUGGUCCAAAAGGCGACAAUAUAUAUGAGUGGCGAUCUACCAUACUAGGUCCUCCUGGUUCAGUUUAUGAGGGAGGUGUUUUUUUUCUGGACAUCACUUUCUCAUCUGAUUAUCCAUUCAAACCACCAAAGGUAACUUUCCGGACCAGAAUCUAUCACUGCAAUAUUAACAGUCAGGGAGUAAUCUGUCUGGACAUCUUGAAAGACAACUGGAGCCCAGCUCUGACCAUUUCAAAGGUUCUACUUUCUAUUUGCUCACUCCUGACAGACUGUAAUCCAGCGGAUCCUUUAGUUGGGAGCAUAGCAACCCAAUAUUUGACCAACAGAGCAGAACAUGACAGGAUAGCCAGACAGUGGACCAAGAGAUAUGCUACAUAAAUUGCAUCACUUCCUGUGUUGUGAAAAGGAGCAGGAGGCAUUAUUUACAAUGUGCAACAAUUCUUUAUAGCCUUUACAAUACGGACUUCUGUGUAUAUGUUAUACUGAUUCUAAUCUCUGCUUUUAUCUUUGAAGAUUGGGAAAGGCCCUGUAAAAGGUAAAAGCUAUCGAAGUAGAUCUUUGUAGCAGUAGAUUAGUUAUGUUUAAAUGCCUACUUGCAAGUCUGCUUCUUUGGGAUAUCAAAAUGUAUUUUGUGAUGUAAUAAGGAAAAUGUUCCUCAAGUCAACCAAAUAUUAUGGUGCAUUUUAGCCUAAUCCAUUAUCUGUAUGAAAUCUAUGAUAGCUGUAGAUUAUUAGAAUUUUGGCAUUCGUAUUAAACCCAGUUCCAUUUCUGAUCAUGUGGUACAUGCUGUUGUGAAUCCGUUUUACCUUUUUGUCAAUUUGUAAUGAAGAGAUUUCAUUUAAACCUUUGUAGCUCUAAAUAAUGAGCAUAUGAUGUAUCAUCUCAAAACACAAUAAACUGUUUCCGAGGUUA